Molecule: messenger RNA, 147 nt
Organism: Hydatigera taeniaeformis
Lineage: Eukaryota; Metazoa; Platyhelminthes; Cestoda; Cyclophyllidea; Taeniidae
Source: the annotation of a GenBank genome assembly
UUCCAAGGCUACAUCCCCGAGCUAGAAAAACUUCGUCGCGCCAAUCAAGAGGCAAAUUUGCGUAUUGCUGCUCUCGUCAAGCUGGUUCAAGGCGAGGAAGAGCACUUGACCGAGCAAGACAAGUCAGCGGUCAGUGUGCUCCUUUAA